This is a messenger RNA of Spinacia oleracea (spinach), 696 nucleotides long. RefSeq names its product 40S ribosomal protein S20-1. Lineage: Eukaryota; Viridiplantae; Streptophyta; Magnoliopsida; Caryophyllales; Amaranthaceae. Gene Ontology annotation, molecular function: RNA binding; structural constituent of ribosome. Gene Ontology annotation, cellular component: ribosome; small ribosomal subunit. The record is from RefSeq and is a predicted model, not a curated record. Gene Ontology annotation, biological process: translation. The transcript is spliced from 4 exons. Bases 180 to 545 code for a protein of 121 amino acids.
AAUUUCAAAGGCCCCAAACCCAAAGAAGAUUUAGGGUUUUGCCUCCUACAUUUAUACAAACCCUUUCUUCCUUACUCACUUUCUGCUGCUCUACAUUUGCCGUCGCGCUUACCUUGCUUCUCGCUUUCUCUCUCCUCUCCCGACCUCUCUCAGGUAAACAGCAGAAGGUAGCAGCAACCAUGGCGUACCCAAUUAAGCCCAACAAGCCUGGGAUGGAGGAAACCCAGGAGCCCACUCACAAGAUCAGAAUCACUCUUUCUUCUAAGGAUGUCAAGAAUCUCGAGAAAGUGUGUGCUGAUCUUGUACGUGGUGCUAAGGACAAGCGUCUUCGCGUCAAGGGACCAGUAAGGAUGCCCACCAAGGUUCUGAAGAUUACAACAAGGAAAUCUCCAUGUGGUGAAGGAACAAACACUUGGGACAGAUUCGAGUUGCGUGUCCACAAGAGAGUCAUCGACCUCUUCAGCUCCCCCGAUGUGGUCAAGCAGAUCACUUCAAUCACCAUUGAACCCGGUGUUGAGGUUGAGGUUACAAUUGCAGACUCUUAGAUGUCCUGCAAUGUUAUGUUUUAGGGCUUUUGUAGUUGUCCCUAUAUAUAGUGGUGCUCCUACUUACUCGGAAUUUCGGAGAUAACUGAAAUUGUUUGUUGGAAGAGAGAUAUUUUCAUUUAGUUAUUAAUGUUAUCCUGUUUUCAUUGAA